AUGCGAGCUCGUUCUUCAGUAUCGAUGUUUCACUGGCAGGAGCUACUGUAAUCACCCAUCGUGCAUUUUGGCGGGAGGACGCAAUCACCACAGCUCCUCAAAAAAAUUUCAAAAAAAUAGUUUUUUUAUUUAUUUUUUUGAACUUUGAUAUUCGUGAUUAGCGUUUUUGAUAGAUCGGUAAUUUUUUUCUUACUUUUUUUAAAUGAAUUGGUUAGAUAAAAUUUUUAUUUAUGAUUGCAAGCGCUUACAUUUAUGUGCUUAAACACGAAAAUGUUUUUGUUUUCAGUUUUUGACGCGAAAAUUUAAAAAAAGUUCAUGCCGUGUUCAAAGUGAUUUCUCUAAAUUCAAAAUAGCUGUCAGAGAGUGAAAAAGAAACUAAAUUUUAGAGAUUUUGAAAUAUUCUUCAAUUACACGGAAGUUAUUUAAAAUAAGGCAUAAUCUUGUCACUUCUAACUGUAUAUUUUUCAGCGAAUGUGCCGGAUAGCAGUAUGAAAAAAAGCUUACUACUUGUUUUUCUUCAUUUUUUUAGCUUAUUAUGCGCCCUUUCUCCACAUCCGAGACUUCUGCUGAUAUCGUUCGAUGGAUUUAGGCACGAUUUGUUAAAUAAAACAUUCGUAAGAAAUUUAUCAGGAAAAUAGGAAACAAAAAAAUUUCAGGUACCAAAUAUCGCCGCGUGGGCUUCUCGAGGCACUUGGUUCACGUCCGGCGUAAAAUCCCAGUACAUCACUUUCACAGUUCCAAAUCACAUGAGCAUGGCGACAGGUAUUUCUUCCCUUCAUAUUACAAUGGAAUUGAGGGGUUCAUUUAAGGUCGUUACGAGGAAAACCACGGAAUCGUUUCGAACUUUUUUUACGAUACAGGGUCGAAUAAAUUGUAAUGCAACGCCUAUCUAACAUUUUCUAACUGCUGCAUUUUUUCAGUUUUGAUUAUUUCAACUAUACGAAAGUGGACUCUGCUAAAGAAUCACGGUCAGAAUUUUGGUACUCUGCUGAUCCCAUAUGGCUCACUAAUGAACGGUUUAUUUUCAGUGAAAAAAAAUAAUCUUUUCUGAUAUAGGGCUUCGAGUACUCGGUUUUCAUCGGUGUUCUAUUGGCCCGCAGGUGACUCUUCUUUCCCUCUUCCUCCACACAAACCAACUUUUUCUAAGUGCGUCGAAUUUUAAAUGCAUUUCGGAGCAGCAACGUUUCAGAAGCUGGAAAGAGCGCGGCGUGCUGAAGGAUUGGAUGAGAGACUGCGACGACGUCUUGGAGCAGUUGACCCGAGAAGAGAAACCUUCAAACUUUGUCAUAUGGUGAGGCUUCCAACUAAAAGCUAAGGAGCACGCUUCUCAGGUACAUUGCCGAACCAGAUUCUACCCUCCAUAUGAACGGCUUCUUCAAUGGAGAGCUGAAAAAGGUGCUCAAGCAUCUAGAUGAAGUCUUUCGCUACUUCCUGAAAAGGUUUAAAUACCUUUCUAGAUUUUUUAUACCUUUUGCAGGAGUUGUAGUGUUAGAGAUUUUCGUUUUUUACAGACUCGAAGAUUUGGACCUUGAAGACAAAGUUAACGUGAUUUUGACGGCUGAUCAUGGACAUGCAGAGGUUUGAGAAAAUUGCGAACGUCGUUCAAAUCUUGUUAAGAUUAAAGAUGAGAAGCACGUCAUGUGUCUGCGAGAUUUCAUCCACGGCGACGAUUUUGUCUUGACCGACCACAUGAUUUAUCCCAAAAACUCCCAACAUGCCCAGUUAGUACUUCUCUCCAUUUUUUCUGGCUUUUUUAAAAUCCUAAGCAAAUGUUUAUGGAUUAUCAAGAACUUUAUAACAUAAAUGUUUCAACUUAUACUACUUUGCUCGAAAAAAUUAUCUUUGUAGGGAACUUGUCAAGAAUUUGACUGAUGCCGUAGAAAAGCACGAUUUCAAGGUCAACAUACACUGGAAGGAGGUAAGAAGGUCAUUCGAAAUCUUUGCGAAACAAAAGCUUGCAGAAUUUCCCAGCCAUGUACCACUAUAAGAACACUUCCCGUGUGGGGCAGAUAAUUCUGGAGCCGCAGGUUUGUUUUUUUAUUUCUAGUUUCGUAAAACGGUCAGAGUGAGUGAAAAGAAGGCAUUUUUUUAAAUUCAUUCAUUCAACAAGUUUAUGAAUAUACGGAUAUCCCUUUGAACUUUCCCAAGUAUCUAUAAAAAAGUUCUUCUGAACUUUCACUAAUUUUCUGUGCGUUUUAAAGACGUAAAAAAAAAGUUUAAUAGGGGUUUUUGCACCAAAGUGAACUUAUAAUGAAUGGUCGGUAUUCUUUCGGAUUUAUAAAUUAUGUUUUCGAUAAACAAGAACGGCAUAAUUCUUAAUGGUUAAUUUCAGAUAGGGUCUUCCAUUUCUUUCAGUUGUUCUGCCGCAACCUUGGAAUCGUUAGUUUUUUUUACUAUCAAGUUUUAAGCAGAUUUUUGAUGCAGUACUUAUGGAAUCAACGGGACUGUGAGAUUCAACUCGUCGACUCAUGGAAUGGACCCCGAUAGACCAGAAAUGCGCGCGAUUCUGGCUAUGAACGGUCCACUUUUUGCUUCCAAAAUUGCAGUUAGUCUUUCAAAAUUCUUUUUAUUUUCAUUGUUUUGUUGGGAAGAUUCUGAAAAGAAAGUUUAGAAAGGUUAUUGAAGUCUGGGAUUUGGAGUUUUCUAUAAGUGAACUCAAACACAUAAAUGUAGGGAAACAUAGAAAAUACACGUUUGGAACUUCUAGUGAUGGAGAGAAGAAGACGCGAGGACGUGUCUUAUGUUAUCUUCAAAUAUACGCUAAAAUGAUCUUUUCAUUAAAAUUUUUUUUUUUUUUUGCGAGAGGCUGAUUUUUCGAAUAAAACCAUUUCCAUUAAGAUUGACGAAAUUCCCGAGAAUAUCGACCUUUACUUGUUGAUGUGUAAUGUACUCAACAUAACGCCCUCGCUCAACGACGGCUCCUUCGAGAUAAUUGGGAAGGCUUUGAGGGCCUACGAUCGGAGCAACGUGCGUCAUGGGACCGGCUAUUUGAUGGUUACGGUAGGGGCUCCGCAGAUCGUUGUGAGACCUCUGCCAUCUUUCCAGGACACGAUGGGAUUCUUAUUCGUUCUCGCGCCUUCGAUGUGCAUAGUUAUACUUUUUUUGGUGUAUGGUUGCCGCAGAACCGUUCUGAAGGUAGUUAUUCAAGAUACUUGUUGUUAAAAAGAAAGAAGUAGAAAAGAAUUAAUCAAUAGUUUAUUAAUAGGUCGGAAUUCUUCUUUUUUGGAUGGUCGUCAAAAAAAGCUCUUACUUGAUUUUUAAAAAAUAAGAUGAAAAUCAGUUCUUUGAGAAAUUCGAAAAAUUUCUUUUUCAACAGGUUUUUUUCUAUAAAUUUUGAGUUGAAAACUGAAAUUGGAGGGCGACAUUUCCUGGGGAAGAACGGACGCCGUGCAAGGCUAUCGUCCGCUUCAGAACGAGAGCGCAGCAGAUUUCGAUGUAGAAGAAAGCCGCGCCCCUUCGAACAACCGUUUCUCCAACCUCGGACAGGUUUCCUCACUAUCCAAACCAUGUCUAACAUCUGUUUCAGAUUAACUCCGGCGCGGUUUCCAUGUCAGGGCUUCUCGAUGAAAUGAGCGACGACGAGUUGUAG
This is a messenger RNA of Caenorhabditis auriculariae, 3589 nucleotides long. Lineage: Eukaryota; Metazoa; Nematoda; Chromadorea; Rhabditida; Rhabditidae. The record is from the annotation of a GenBank genome assembly.